Messenger RNA from Biomphalaria glabrata, 1588 nucleotides. RefSeq names its product ribonuclease H1-like. The coding region runs from base 415 to 1431 and encodes 338 amino acids. Gene Ontology annotation, molecular function: magnesium ion binding; nucleic acid binding; RNA-DNA hybrid ribonuclease activity. The record is from RefSeq and is a predicted model, not a curated record. Gene Ontology annotation, biological process: DNA replication, removal of RNA primer. NCBI's taxonomy places the organism in Eukaryota, Metazoa, Mollusca, Gastropoda, Planorbidae. The transcript has 9 exons.
UGUUUAACUUGGAAAACAGGCGAGUUUCGUUAAAGUCAAAACAAGCAGAAAGUGACUAAAGUUAAAGUUAAAGACACUAAUCUAAUGACUAAAGUCAUAAUAAAAGAAUUUAAGAAAUGAUGAUAUACCCAUAGAGUCUAGAUCUAGCUAGAUCUAAUAAAUUAUCGGGUCCAUUUCAUUAUUUCAAAUUCAAUUUUCCUACAUUUCAUUUAAAAAUUAUCUAGACUCUAUAUUUCAAAAUUAUUUGUCACAAAUUUGUGAAUGGAGAUAAGAUAAACUUAUAAACUUUUGUAUUAAAUUAAUAAUAAUAUCGAAAAGCCAGACUAGUGAACUGUCACUGUCUAACUAAGUGACAGUAAGUCUAGUGCCUGUCUUCUAAAGAAUAAAUUAUUUUCAUGAUUCUUAUCGUAGUCUAUGAAUCGGUUGUUUACGUAUUUCUUUGAAACCAUGUCCUUGUCCAAGUCUGGACAAUUUUUUUAUGCUGUGAAACGAGGUAGGGUUCCUGGUGUCUAUUUGUCAUGGCCUGAGUGUGAAAAACAAAUUAAAGGAUUUCCUAACCCUGUUUUCAAAAAAUUCCCCUCAAAGGAAGACUGCUAUAAAUUUAUUGGAGGUGAAAAUGCAUCUUCAGCUUUUUCCAAGAGCUCAGACUUUAACCCGUUGGCUAACUUAUGUUCUAAAACUCCAGAAAAAUCAUCACAAUCUUCCUCAGAUACAGAGUCAACACCACAAUCAUUAGCCUACUCAGUGCAGUUGUUAAAUAAAAAUAUGAAAUAUGUUUUGGAAAGUAUAGAGACUUUAAAAACAGGUCUGCUAGAAGUGAGGACAACAUUAUCUAGAUUGGAGAAUAGUUUUUAUACUGCACCUGGUUCUAAACGUAGUUACUCAACAUUGGAUUUGUCUCAUGAAUCUCCUUGUAAAGUUGCCAAAGUGGAAAACAAAAUGUCUGAUUUUACAGGGUCAAAGUUUAGUGACAGUGAAGGUGUUGAAGUGUAUACAGAUGGUGGCUGCUUUUCUAAUGGUCGUUCAGAUGCCAGAGCUGGGAUAGGAGUUUAUUGGGCACCUAACGAUCCUGAUAAUAUCAGUGAACCGCUUCAGGGAAAGCCCACUAACAACCGGGCUGAAAUAUAUGCUGCACUACGUGCUAUACAAAUUGCCAAGAAGAAAGGGAUUCCAAAUUUGAUUCUCCACACAGACAGUCAAUUUCUUAUUAAUGGUAUCACAAAGUGGAUAAAAGGCUGGAAAAAGAAACAAUGGAUUAAUUCAACGGGUAAUCCAGUGAUAAAUAAAGAUGAUUUUGAAGCCUUGGAUGAAGAGCUAAAAGGAAUUAAUGUAAAAUGGGUUUAUGUCAGAGGUCACAAUGGAAACGCCUCCAAUGAAGCAGCAGACAGGCUAGCUAAAAGCGGUGCUGAAAAAUAUGGGCUACAAUGUUAAGCACAUUAGGAAUACACUUGAUAGGUCAUCUGUACAUACUUGUUUGAUGGAGUUGUUAGUAUUACAAAUUGUAUAACAGCUUUGGAGUGAGCUGAUGUAACUUGUGAUGAAAAAAACAAACAACAAAUAAAGAAAAUCAUUUAACAUUGUUAUACAA